This is a messenger RNA of Pelmatolapia mariae (spotted tilapia), 2632 nucleotides long. RefSeq names its product ADP-ribosylation factor-like protein 15. The coding region runs from base 378 to 956 and encodes 192 amino acids. The record is from RefSeq and is a predicted model, not a curated record. Gene Ontology annotation, molecular function: GTP binding; GTPase activity. The transcript is spliced from 5 exons. Lineage: Eukaryota; Metazoa; Chordata; Actinopteri; Cichliformes; Cichlidae.
GCAAGGCUUCGUAACAGUUUCCUCAACCAAACACUCAACUGAUAUUGUGUGAUAAAAACUGGAAGUCCGCCGGUGCAAGAAGGAGCUGUUUGUUGAGAAAUACACUCACCAACCCGGCGACCCUCGUCUUCUGAAACAACCGGAGACUCUGCUGCACUGAAAGUUGGUUCAGUGGCGAAGAAGGCGGCUACAUUCUGCCUGUAAACCCUCCGAAAAGGGCUGGUUUUUAUUUUGCUUUGACUGUCGAAAGGCGGGGGAUACGAAGCGACGUACGGUGAAAAUCCGUAACAUUUUCGACUCACUGAAGAAAACAGAAAACAAAAAACGGAAUUGCUACAGAGCCAGUUCGUGCUGCUGUGACUGGUCAGCGAUAGUACAUGGAUUAUCUGUGUUUUCGGGCACUGUGCUGUAAAGGACCCCCACCGCCAAGACCAGAGUAUGAUGUGGUGUGCAUUGGCCUGACAGGUGCUGGAAAGACCAGCUUGCUCUCACGCCUCUGUAGUGAGAGCACCGAUGGCAUAGUUCCUACAACAGGUUUCAGCAUCAAAGCAGUACCGUUUCCAAAUGCCAUCUUGAAUGUAAAAGAACUUGGAGGAGCUGACAACAUCAAGAAGUAUUGGAGUCGUUACUACCAAGGAUCACAGGGUGUAGUCUUCGUACUGGAUAGCGCAUCAUCAGAUGAGGACCUGGAGGCGGCACGUAAUGAGCUCCACUCGGCUCUGCAGCACCCACAGCUCUGCACACUACCUUUCCUCAUCCUUGCAAAUCAUCAGGACAAGCCUGCUGCAAGAACGCCGAACCAGAUCAAGAAGUACUUUGAGCUGGAACCGCUGGCCCGAGGAAAGCGCUGGAUCCUGGAGGGCAGCACCACUGACAACAUGGAGGCGGUGAAGGAGAGCUUCGGUCAGUUCAUUAGCCUGUUGGAGGACAAAGACACAGAGCCAGCAAGGAUAUGAUGCUAAAGCUGCUAAUGCUAGGAGACAUUAGCGGUUAAACACCACCACAUCCUGCUGGUGCCCAUGUACAUGCGCACACAUGCACUCACACACACACACACACACUCAGACACACACAAGAAAAUACAGCAGUUGUUGGUUUCUCUCUGUGAGAUGUGUAUUAUAUGUUAUCCUCCCUUCACUGCGGUCUCAUUUUUCAAAUUGGAAGAGCGUGCACAAGCGACAGUCAACUACUACAGCCUGACAGAGGAGCGCGACUGUUAAACCCACCCAGCAUAAAGCAGUUUGUCAAAAGAAAUCACUGAACUUUGCCGACAACAGAAAUCUUGUUUACUGCUGUUUGUGCCAUUGUGAUUAAAUCAAUGGCAUUUGGAAGGUAUGGCAUUCCUUUGGUCAUUAUUGAGCACUAACACACACACACACACACACACACACACACACACACACACACACACACACACACACAGUGGAGCCCAGGUUGUCUGUAGAUAUGUUUAACAUCUCCACUAAUUACUUUGCAGGAUGUUUGGGUGGGCAUGGUUGAAGUUCUUUCCACUGAGAAGUACUGUAUGGCCGUCAAGUGUGCUUCUCCUUUUGACUCGGUAACAGCGAAUGCCAUCAUGUGAUUGGAGUGCAUAGUCCAAAGCCUUGUGUUAUGAACGGUAGUUACAUAUCGGUGUGUCACACCGUGUCUGAAUAUCUAAUCUGAAUAGUGUAGUCUGAGUAUCUCAUGGAGUAUCUUAUGUACAUGCAGACAAGUAUAUUGCUGUGUACCCUCCUGUGCAGCCAUACACAAGUACUACUAAUCAUGUGACUAGUGUUAGGUGAGUUUAUGGAGACAUUAGUCUUUCAGAGAAAGUGGAAAUGAGUUUGAAUGCUUUUGUAAAUGUGCAACUUAGGAUAUAUUUUCUAGCUCUGUAUCUUAACCUCUUAGAGCUGCAUUCAGAUUUUUUUAUAUGUCAUACACACACGAGUCACACUUAGGAAUUUUUUCAAAUCAAAGAAGAAAAAAAGAAACAAAAAACAUUGAUUGACCAGGCUGGAUUUCUCCACAAGUAGAGAAAUGUAAUGGACUUGGUUGCUUAACACUAAAAUUGUCACUUUUGAUGAUGUUUUUGUUUUUUUUACAGUAUGUUUUUUUUUCUUUUGAAUUUGAUAUAAUCCCUUUCAGCAUUGGCUUGUGACUGCAGACUCCCAUCGGGGUGAAAUACAAACUAUCAAUCAGUCACAGCAACAGCUGCAUCUGACAAGUCGCUGUCCGACACACUAAUGCCUUCCAACUGUCUGAAGACCCCUCCCCGUCUGCUGUUUAUCACGUAUCUCUGCCCCACUUCAUCCAAACCAACACUACCCCUCCACUCCAGCGCCGCUCCCUGUUUCCAUUACUGCUCGAUGGGGCUUCUUUGGCCUAGAUGAGCCAGUUCAGUGCGGCUGUCCUCAGGUGGACUCCACACCUCUUAAAAUGAGUCAUGUUCAUUGUGCCACAGGUGUGUGGUUGUCCCGAAGAUGUGCUUAUGAAUAAUGUUCACACCUCCUCCUUCCUGCGUACUCUGUAUUGUUUGUUGUUAUUUUGAUCAGUAUUUUUGUCAGGUUUGUAGAGAAUUAACCACUUUUUGUACCUGAUGUGAGAAUGAUGCAUUUGUUCGCUUGAAAGCAAAAUAAAUCUGUUGACUAGG